CUGCUCUGUCAGCACCAGGAAGAGGUACAUGGGAGUUUAACUGGCCAUCGUUGUAUACAGAGGUAUUAUUUAAUAUAACUCAAGUCCAUUUGUACGAGCAGACAUCCUCCACAAACAGCAGCUAGUCUGGAUCAAACCUACCCUGAGCUGUUUGUGUCUCGUCUUCUAGCGGAGGUAUUAAUAGACAACCAGUGGUGCUGGCUGCACAAUGGGGAUCACUAAACUGGCAGAUGUGAUCCGUUCAGAUGCUCCUGGAGCCAUUUCUUAUAAGGAUAUCAGUGACUACACCGGAAAAGUAAUCGCCCUGGAUACCUCUAUUGUUGUGAACCAGUUCCGUUCAGUGACGCCUUUACUGAGCCCCCUGACAGGUCUCUUCUUCCGCACGCUCACCUUCCUGGAACAUGACAUAAAGCCAGUCUUUGUGUUUGACGGAAAGCCACCAGGCGAAAAGACAGCUGUUCUUAAGAAGCGAGCUGAGGCAGCUGGUUGGAGCUCCCCCAACCGCACAGGCGCAGCAUCAUCCCAGACCAAAGACUGCCUCCACCUCCUGAAGCUUCUGGGUGUACCUGUCAUCCAGGCUCCAGGGGACGCUGAGGCACUGUGUGCGCGGCUGGUGAGAGAGGGGACAGUGGAUGCUGUGGCUUCAGAGGACAUGGACACGUUGCCGUUUGGAGCCAAUAUUCUCAUUCGCCAGCUGAAUGCCAAGAAGGACAGUGAAGUUGUUGAAUAUUCUUUACCCAAGCUGUUGGAGAAACUCCAGAUCAGUCACGAGGAGUUUGUUGACCUAUGUAUUUUGUUGGGCUGUGACUACUGUGACAAGAUAGCCGGGUUGGGUCCUAAGAGAGCUCUGACACUGAUCCAGAAGCACCGUACUAUCGAGGAAGUGGUUUUGCAUGUCAACAGAAAGACCCAUCCUGUGCCACUUUCCUGGAAGUAUAAAGAAGCACGGAAGAUAUUCUUGGAUGCAUCACAAACUGUAGCUCCUGAACUCACCUGGACUGAGCCAGAUGAAGAAGCCUUGGUUGUGUUCCUCAGUCACAGCAAACAUGUUAAAGAGAACAGGGUCCGUCAUCGAAUGGAGAAGUUCCGUCAGAUACGGGAAUGUAAGCGGGAGGAGAGGGAAAAGGACAAGGCAGCGGGACGCAGCAGGCAGACUUGCAUGGAGGACUACUUUAGAGUUACCAGAAAGAGGAAUGAGCCCGUGGAAGCUGCAGACUCUUUAAGCAGCAACAGAAAGAGACCAAAGUCUAAAUAAGGCCGCCACCAUCUGCUGCUUGGAAGUUGGAAAGAAGUUGUUUUGAACCCUGUCUGCCUGCUGAAUAAUGCAAAAAAAGACAAAAACAUUAACAUAUGUGCAAUCCUGAUCUUGAGUUUCUGCCAUGAGAAGAUUUUGUUCUAACAAACUAUCAUGGUUCAUUCCUGUGCUCAUGAGAAAGCCAGUCAUCUUUGUAAUUCAUGUCAGUGACUAAAUGGAAUUCCAUUAGUUUUUAGUUUAUUUUAUUUUCAUUAAUAAUAGACUAAUUUUAACAGUUUCAGAGGCAGCAGCUUUUUUUUUUUUUUUUAACAUUCUUUAUUUAAAAUUAUGCAUAUAAAAACAAAGCAAAACAAUACUGAGGCAGCGGCUUUGCAUUGGCAGAGGACUGCUCUUCUCCCAAAUGCCUUCCAGUCACAGCCGAAAUUAGAAGAAGCCAAAACAGACAUCUAUCAAGACACUGAUUUUAAGUCUUUGCCUCCGCAUGGGGUCACCACCCCCACUGACGAUGCAAUAAUCUGACCUUGUCUUAACAGCAACAAUGCAAUCUACUGAGCAGAGCUUCAGUGUAUCCAGCAGUUUCCUGCAGAGCCACCAAGAAAGGCGGAGCAGGCGGCGGACGGCUAUGAAAGAGAACAGUGCAAUCACUGUCAGGGAGGCUUCUCCUCAAGCCAAAACUGGAGACAGGGGAUGGCUCAUCUCUAGAUAUUCAAUGAGCACCUGUUGUGUAAAGGGUGCCAAGGCAGGGACCAUAGACUUGAAUUUUAAAACAUGCACCAAAAGGGGAUAAUGUCUAAAAAGAGAAAGUGAGAUGUUUAAAUCCAACAUAUUUUUUUAUCAUACUAUUUUGAAGUACUUAAAUACAGCAUACACACAAAACACUGUAUGCUAUAUAUUUGUUUUUUUAUUUGUUAUGCCGUUGGCCUUUUUUAAAAUAAAAAUAAUGUGUACAUUUGU
Morone saxatilis (striped sea-bass) is the source of this 2209-nucleotide messenger RNA. RefSeq names its product probable flap endonuclease 1 homolog. The transcript has 11 exons. Gene Ontology annotation, cellular component: nucleus. The record is from RefSeq and is a predicted model, not a curated record. NCBI's taxonomy places the organism in Eukaryota, Metazoa, Chordata, Actinopteri, Moronidae. The coding region runs from base 209 to 1255 and encodes 348 amino acids. Gene Ontology annotation, molecular function: RNA-DNA hybrid ribonuclease activity; 5'-3' exonuclease activity; 5'-flap endonuclease activity.